GUUUUUGAUUUGUUUUGACUUCGAAUCUAGGAGAGGCUCAAAUGCGCAGUUAACCUUUUGAAUGUGAGUGAGCUCUACGUUUUCCAUUUACAUAGGGACAGAAGCAUAUAAGUUUUGGAAGAAAUUCGAUGCAUUUACCCUAGUGCAAAAAUCAGUCAUGAACACACUUCGUCGCUUUCGAAAUUUGGGGCUUUUGAGGAAAUCAAAUUUGACAAAACCCUUCUCAUCUGUAUCCCACAAAGCUGGGGAAGGAGUACCAUAUGAAACUGUUUUGAAAACUGAAUCUAAUUCUGAACAGAUAUUGCCUAUUGAGGCUGAUGUAGUGGUAUUGGGUGGUGGCAGUAUUGGUUGUAACACUUUGUACCAUUUAACUAAACUUGGUGUCAAGAAUGCAGUUUUACUUGAGAGAAAUCGUCUCACAAGUGGCACAACAUGGCACACAGCUGGAUUAGUUUGGAGAUUGCGACCUUCGGAUAUUGACGUGCGUCUCUUAGCUUACACUCACCAGCUUUUGAAGGGGUUAGAAGAAGAAACCGGAAUUGAUCCAGGUUAUAUUGUGAAUGGAGGAUUAUUUGUUGCAUCCUCCAAAGAAAGGCUCGAUGAAUACAAGCGCUUGCAGACGCUUGGUAAAGCAUUUGGAACUGAAUCUUACGUCCUCGGACCAAGUGAAACAAAAAAACUUUAUCCACUUAUGAACGUUGACGACGUUUACGGGACAUUGUACAGUCCUCGAGAUGGUGUCGUUGAUCCUGCCGGAUUUUGCACUGCCCUUACCCGUGCAGCCACUCGCGCAGGGGCCAAAGUAGUCGAGGAUUGUGUUGUUACGGGAAUUGACACGGACACAUCUUUAUUCGGUAGCCGACAAGUUUCUGCAGUUCACACAAAUAAGGGAACAAUUAAAACAAAGUGUGUCGUUAACUGCACCGGAGCGUGGGCGCCUUAUAUUGGCUCUAUGGUUGAUGUGGCCGUUCCAUUAGUUGUAACAAAACAUGCUUAUGUUGUUACUGAGAAAAUCCCUGGCAUAUCUGGUAUGCCGAAUGUUAGAGACCACGAUUUGUCAAUUUACUUCAAGUUGCAAGGAGACGCAUUAUCCUUCGGCGGAUACGAGAACGACCCAAUCUUCAUUGACAAAAUUUCAAAGGAUGAAGCGUUUAGUUUGUACGAGCUUGAUUGGGAUGUUUUUGGCGUACAUAUUGAUAAAGCAGUCAAUAGAUGUCCCACAUUAGCUACUACGGGUAUUCGAUCCACAGUGUGUGGACCUGAGAGUUUCACUCCCGAUCACAAACCUUUAAUGGGUGAGGAGCCAACCCUGCGAGGAUUCUAUCAUGGAUGUGGAUUCAAUUCAGCCGGUAUGAUGUUUGGAGGAGGAUGCGGAUGGCAAUUGGCUAAAUGGAUAGUGCAAGGUCGUCCUGAUUUCGACAUGUUUAGCUACGAUAUCAGACGCUUUUCUCCAGAUUUAACGCGAAACGCAAAUUGGAUCCGCCAACGUUCUCAUGAGGCAUACGCCAAAAAUUACUCGAUUGUUUACCCACACGACGAACCGCUUGCUUCAAGGAAAAUGAAAAAGUCACCGAUUGCUCCGUUGCUUGAGAAAGCUGGAUGCGUAUUUCAGGAGAGACACGGAUGGGAAAGGCCUGGAUGGUUUUCACAGUCGGGAAUCGCUUCCAUUCAGCCAUACGAUUGGUACGGCGCAUAUGGACAUGCCAUAAAUGAGGACCAGGCGUAUGUCGAGCGGCUUAAAGAAGACUACACAUUUGGAUUCCCAAAGAAUCAUUCCAUUAUAGAGCAGGAAUGCCGUGGGGCUCGCGAAAGAGUGGCGAUUUUCGACAUGUCCUAUUUUGGCAACUAUUAUCUGACUGGCCCUGAUGCCCAAGCAGCAGCUGACUGGAUAUUUACCAACAAUAUGCGGAAACCUGCCGGUGAAACCAGCUACACCUGUAUGCUAAACGCCCAAGCUGGGGUGGAAUCCGAUUUGACUGUUAGUUUCAUCGACGGGUCGUCCACUGCUCCAUGGGAACCUUCUUUCCAGGGAAAAGGUUUUUAUAUCGCAGCCGGUGGCGGAUCGGCAUACCAGUCUUUCACGCAUAUCCGAAAAACAAUUGAAGACAACCGGUUUGAUGCGAAACUGGUUAACCUUUCUGAUAGUAUUUGCUUGUUUUCUAUUCAGGGACCCAAAAGUCGUGAACUAAUGGAAAAACUCAGUCCCGCAACUCGAUUUGCCAACGAAAAUUUCCCAUUUUCCGCUCACAAAUUAAUUGAAAUUAACGGCCAUAUCUGUCGUGCAUUGCGUAUCUCUUUUGUUGGAGAAAUGGGUUGGGAAUUGCAUGUCCCUUCGUCGUCGGCCAUUGAAGUUUACAAGGCGGUUAUGGCGGCUGGAAAAGACUUUGGUAUUUGUAACGCUGGUUACCGGGCCAUUGACUCUCUGAGUCUGGAAAAAGGAUACCGUCACUGGCAUAUGGAUCUCCGUUCUGAAGAUAAUCCAUUGGAAGCUGGAUUAGCCUUCACGUGCAAAUUGAAAAGUACGGUAGAUUUUCUGGGUCGGAAAGCCCUGGAAGAGAAACGCCAGAAAGGGCUGAGCAAAAGAAUCGCCGUCUUCGCCAUUGAAGAGAAAUUACCACUUUGGGGCAUGGAAGCCAUCUGGAGAAAUGACCAAGUGGUUGGUUAUUUACGUCGAGCCGACUAUGGAUUUUCGGUUGGCUGCAGCAUUGGCUACGGUUAUGUUCAUAGCCAAAACGAACAAGAGCCCAUUACAACCAAGUACCUUAUGGAAGGAGAUUACUUUAUUGAAGCCAUGGGCGACAAGUAUAAAGCGCGUAUUCAGUUGAAGCCUCUGUUUGAUCCCGAGAAUAAGCGGGUCAAUGGCUUCUACUGAGAAAUUCAUUCCAUUGAAUCUUUAAUGGGAUUCAGAGAAUUAGUAUAAAAUUAGACUUGGGGGUUUAACAUCUAGAGUAUAUUUUUGCUGAGACUAAACAUCAAAUUAAAGUGCCAAGACACACCCAUUCAAUUACUAUCAUGAAUUAAUCAAUUUCUCCUUGAAUUAUGAAACCCAGAUUUAAAGAAUCUCCUCCAGGUUGAUAUUCCAAGUCCCACCGUUUCGGAUUAAAGAGAGCUUUAAAAAAAUAUAUAUUUUUAAAACAGGU
Daphnia pulicaria is the source of this 3140-nucleotide messenger RNA. RefSeq names its product sarcosine dehydrogenase, mitochondrial-like (gene Sardh). The transcript has 20 exons. Gene Ontology annotation, cellular component: mitochondrion. Gene Ontology annotation, molecular function: oxidoreductase activity; protein binding. The record is from RefSeq and is a predicted model, not a curated record. The coding region runs from base 158 to 2872 and encodes 904 amino acids. Lineage: Eukaryota; Metazoa; Arthropoda; Branchiopoda; Diplostraca; Daphniidae.